Alternaria conjuncta is the source of this 1515-nucleotide messenger RNA. RefSeq lists its product as uncharacterized. NCBI's taxonomy places the organism in Eukaryota, Fungi, Ascomycota, Dothideomycetes, Pleosporales, Pleosporaceae. The record is from RefSeq and is a predicted model, not a curated record. The coding region runs from base 1 to 1515 and encodes 504 amino acids. The transcript has 2 exons.
AUGGCAUCGCAUCUUGUCUGGACAGCGUCCAAACGACGCGGCCAGAUAGAGCACAAUGUACUGGAAGGAUUGCCCAUUAGUCAGUAUCGGGAAGCCGAAAUCACGAUUGAACCAAACUCGGCCGACAACAAACCUUUGGACAAGGAUGCUUGGCCCGAGCUGCCCAUGCCUCGGGAUUCUCACAUGUUGCCUGAACAUUCUCAGCAAUUGCUGCGAGCAGCACGCUCCGGGAAGUUGUACAAACCACCGGCUCCUCCAGAAGACGACAACGAGAUGAAAGAUGAGGAAGAAGAGACUAAAGAGAUCCGUACCGGCUUCACUAUCAAGAAGUACGUCAAAGUUGCACGGCAUCUAGAAGUUUCGGAACCAGAGUAUCUCGCGAAGAGAAGGAAAGGUCUCCCAUCACCAUACGUGAAUGGUCAGGUUGCGCAACCUGCGUUGCGGGAAACUAAGGUUAAGAAACUUGAUGCAGAUGGCAACGUGGCUGUUUACAAGGUACUUGUACCAGAAGGACAGGCUGUAGAAGGCGAAGUCCAGCCUGAAGAUGCUGCUGCAAUUGAAGUUGCGCCAGCUACUGCGGCACCGGGAACAAUCGUCGAGGGAGUUGGUGUUGUGAAUGCAGAAGGUGUCGUCGUAGCUAACGACAUCCUACAACAAACGCCACCUCGGCGGAGGCCGCCACCUCCUAAGAAGAAGGUCAAGCGUGGAGGCCCAGGCAGAGGCAAGAAGAAGGUCGUCUUUGUUGAAGGAGCAGAGCAAGGGACGCCAGCAUCAACUGCCGGCGGUGAUAUGCUGGGUGUACCAGGCGUCAAACAAGAGGACGGAUCGGUAGCUCCGUCAGAUGGAGGUGAUACGCCAAUGGCAGACGCUGGUGGCGAGGAAGAAGAGGGGUCUGGCGAGGAGGGCUCGGAAGAUGAAGAUCAAGACAUGGAGCAUACCUCCAACCCAGCAACCCCUCAGGCGUCCUCUGCAGUCCCACCCAGUGCUCCAGCGACCGAAGCUCCCAACUUCGCGGACGCUACAUUGACAGAGAGCACCGCACUAGCAAGCCAUCCGCCGCCGGCCUCCAACGAGCCCUCUCAAGAUACCGCAACGAUCGAGAGGACCGCAAUCGAUACCGCUCCAAUCGACACGUCGAUGCAGACGCCGAAACGUGACCAGUCCAGCUCACCUGAUCUGCCGCUUUCUGCCGUCUCCCAUAGUCGCCAGAAUUCCAUGAACCAGAUCUCGACUUCUACUACUACCACAGAAGCCAUCGUUCCCGAGGAGGCUCCAAGCGAGGUUCCAGUCCCAGCUCCAUCAGUGGAAGUGGAAGUGGACGCGGCACCAGCGCCUGUGGUCGUCCCGGAGCCCCAGCCCCAGCCUGAGCCUGUAGUUGAGGCCGAACCCAAACUUGAGGCUGAGCCUGUGCAACCUCAAUCAGCUGCUCCUUCUGCACCAACUUCGGAACCAGACCUCAUGGGAAGUCUGGAGAGGCAGCUUGAAGAACACGACAAGGACAUGGCAGAGUCGUAG